Molecule: messenger RNA, 1115 nt
Organism: Anopheles merus
Lineage: Eukaryota; Metazoa; Arthropoda; Insecta; Diptera; Culicidae
Exons: 1
Coding region: 27-683 (218 amino acids)
Biological process (GO): DNA integration
Molecular function (GO): nucleic acid binding
Source: RefSeq, a predicted model, not a curated record
ACGCAUUCUCAAAGUGGCCUGAAGUUAUGAAGACAAUCACCACAACCACUACAGCUACCAUUUCGAUGCUGCGAAGCAUCUUUGCACGUUUUGGCAUGCCUGAAAAACUAGUCAGCGAUAACGGAGCCCAAUUUACAAGCGACACGUUUAAAGAUUACUGCAAGCAAAGUGGCAUUGAACAUAUUAAAACACCGCCGUUUCACCCACAGUCUAAUGGGCAAGCAGAGCGCUUUGUGGAUACUAUGAAAAGAGCCCUGAAGAAAAUCCAAUCAGAGGAUAUGUCCACUGAAACGGCACUCGACACCUUCCUGCAAACAUAUCGCUCAACUCCGCACCCUGCACUUAACCAACGCACGCCAGCUGAAGUUUUAUUUAAUCGAAACAUUAGAAUUCCCUUAGAUCUGAUACGCUCAACUACAACAACACAUUCCGAAGUCGACCAACGAGAUGAUCAGCAACCGCCAGCAGCUAGACAGUUUCAACCUGGAGAUGCUGUCUAUAUGAAACAUUAUUCGCGCAAUGCUUGGCAGUGGAUUCCCGGAAUGGUAUCGAAACGGAUCGGAAGCGUAAUGUACGAGAUUAUCACCGAUGGACAUCGCCCUCAUCGUCGACAUGCCAAUCAAAUGCGCGCACGUACAUCGAGUGGCCGAGGACAUCUUGCCGGCGACUCAACUAAGCAUUAGCUGCCGCUUGAUAUUCUUACGGAAGUGGCACCGACACUGUGGGCAACGACACCAAAGGCACCGAUACCCGUGGAACGGAACAACGAUCCGUCCAGCACAUCACAACGUUUUUCUUCCGAUAGGUCCCCAACGCAGCAGAUUGUACAGCCUCUACCAUCUGCAUCCGAGACCAGCAUCAGACAGCCGAUACAACCGCCACGCCGAUCUUUUAGGCUCAGAAGACCUCCGCGUAGGCUCGAUGGAUAUCGGCUAUACUAAAAAGGGGGAGAUGUUGUGACCCGACCUGCCGAACUUGCGAUCGCCGUUAUUGCAGUCACUCACCGCUGACAGUCCUGCCAGCGUGUUGAUGUGUUAGUGAGAGCGGUUCGGCAGGAUAGGGCAAUGAUCGCUCGCCAGGCCAACGAACGGGAGCGAUGGUGCCGAACACGUUGG